Messenger RNA from Suillus plorans, 501 nucleotides. RefSeq lists its product as uncharacterized. NCBI's taxonomy places the organism in Eukaryota, Fungi, Basidiomycota, Agaricomycetes, Boletales, Suillaceae. The transcript is spliced from 3 exons. Bases 1 to 501 code for a protein of 166 amino acids. The record is from RefSeq and is a predicted model, not a curated record.
AUGGUCUCUGACACCGGUGUUGACAUCGACAACGAAGCUUACACGGCUCCGCCAGGCGAAGAAGGUCUCGAUAUCAGCCAUGAAGGUGGGGAGUAUGAAGCGUUUGAAGGUUUAUCAGAGCAAGUCGCUAGCUUAUCAAGUUACCACUAUGUUGAUUCUCGCACACGGCACGAUCACAUAGAGCUUCAAAUGGAGCAAUGGAGCAACCAACUUGACCGGCUGGUCAAUGCCUAUCUUGACUACCGUUCAUGCGAUCGUGGGGAUGGCUUGCCAUGUAUUCCAGAGGCUAAUGUGGCUAUUGAUGGGAGUAAUGGGAACUUGUUGACCGACAUCAACUUAGUUGACAUAUUUGGUCAUCAGCGGAUGUCCUUCCAACCUCCAACCUCCCAUCACUACCCCAACGAGAUGCUCAUCUACCAUGGUUAUUUGGGGUGCUCCCCUCUAUAUCCGACGGUUGCCAUUUCCAUCCGAACCCUUGCAAGUUAUCAUCAAUACCACUGA